AUGAGCUCGGGGGUCUGCCCCUUCUUCUCUCUGACUCUGUGUCUUCUGCAGACGGACCAGCAGGCAGAGGCCCGGUCCUACCUCAGCGAGGAGAUGAUCGCUGAGUUCAAGGCCGCCUUCGACAUGUUUGACGCUGACGGUGGCGGGGACAUCAGCGUCAAGGAGUUGGGCACGGUGAUGAGGAUGCUGGGCCAGACACCCACCAAAGAGGAGCUGGAUGCCAUCAUCGAGGAGGUGGACGAGGACGGCAGCGGCACCAUCGACUUCGAGGAGUUCUUGGUCAUGAUGGUGCGCCAGAUGAAAGAGGAUGCGAAGGGGAAGAGCGAGGAGGAGCUGGCCGAGUGUUUCCGCAUCUUCGACAGGAACGCAGACGGCUACAUCGAUGCGGAAGAGCUGGCUGAGAUUUUCAGGGCCUCCGGGGAGCACGUGACGGACGAGGAGAUCGAAUCCCUGAUGAAAGACGGUGACAAGAACAACGACGGCCGCAUUGACUUCGACGAGUUCCUGAAGAUGAUGGAAGGCGUGCAGUAAGAAGUCGGCUUCUCCUCUGCCCCGACCGCGCGUCCCUCGGGCCAGGGCGGUGCCACCCCGCCCCAUCCUACUCUCCGCCCCGGGAGGGAGGCGCGGCUCCUGCUGGCUCUGUGUCCAGAAAGAAUAAAAACA
Molecule: messenger RNA, 663 nt
Organism: Prionailurus viverrinus (fishing cat)
Lineage: Eukaryota; Metazoa; Chordata; Mammalia; Carnivora; Felidae
Gene: TNNC2
Product: troponin C2, fast skeletal type
Exons: 5
Coding region: 1-531 (176 amino acids)
Cellular component (GO): myosin II complex
Molecular function (GO): calcium ion binding
Source: RefSeq, a predicted model, not a curated record